UUGUUUGUUUUCUUGGCCUGGAUGAUGCAGUUGUCGGCAGUGUUCAUCGGGCUCGUAUGUCAUGCAGCAGAACCCCCAGCAUCUCAGUGGUCCAGCGAUGAACACAGAAACCUCACCCUGCGACAACACAGGACAUGUGUCGAGAAUGAGCAGUACCUCCACCAGGGCCUCUGCUGCCUCAACUGCCAGGCCGGAACAUUCGUAAAGAAGGAAUGCGAGAGAGACCAGGAACAAGGAACGUGUCUGUCCUGCGAGUAUGGGCAGACCUACACGGCGCACUCCAAUGGGAUGAAACGCUGUUUGCCAUGUACCCACUGUCGCCAAGACGAGUUUGAGACUUCCCCCUGCACAACAACUGCAGACACCAGGUGCCAGUGCAAACAAGGAACCUUCUGCAUCCCAGAUCAGGCCUGUGAAGUCUGCAAACGCUGUGCCAAGUGUAAAUCAGGUGAAGAGGAAGUGAAGAAGUGCACCCCUAUUUCAAACACAGUGUGCAGAAAGCGUGAUCCAUCAACUGAAACCCCUCCAGCAAACCCCCCGCCGACCCCUGCCUCUCCAACUAGCAUCGUGAUUCCUGUCAUUGUUUCCCUGCUCAUCCUCUGCCUUCUCAUUGGACUGUCUGUGUGGUGGUUCAUUAGCAGGCGUCGUUCCUGCAAAACACCAUGGUCAAAGAGCUCCUGUGACUCCAGUGAAAUUGUGAAGAUUCCCAUUGAUGAGAGUGGAGCCACAGCAGAAGAGAGACAAAACAACCAAAACGCAGGCCUUGAGGGUGAAGAGUCCCGCCCGGAGUCAAGGCCACUGCUGCAAGAGAGCGGGAUAACUAAGCCCUCUUCUCCCCUCGAAGAUGAAGAUCGAGGACUCGGGGACAGCCUGCCCAACACCACGAGUUCCUCUCAGACCAGCCUGUCGGCCCUGCCCACAGCAGCCUCUGCUGGGAACACCCCACACCAGAGCCCCUCUGCCUGCAGGCUGCUGCCUGAAAUGGAUGAUCCUCUACGACAUCGACUGCUGCCACUACAAGGUUCAGAAAAAUCCCUCCGGAAGAGCUUUGAUUUGUUUGACGAGUACCUGGAUGUGCGGAUCCACAACAAGUUCUUCAGAAUGAUCGGCGUCAGCGACAACCACAUCCGGAUCGCGGAGAAUGGCGCCCCCGCAGAUAAAGUCUAUGAACUGCUGAAGAACUGGAUGCAGAGGCAGGGACUCAAAGCCGACAUCAACGACCUGUUGGAGGCGUUGCUGGGCAUGGACCAGCGGCGCUCAGCUGAGUGCAUCGCCUCUGCGGCCAUCAGGAAGGGCUACUACAAGCACGCAGACUCCCCCUGA
Menidia menidia (Atlantic silverside) is the source of this 1323-nucleotide messenger RNA. NCBI's taxonomy places the organism in Eukaryota, Metazoa, Chordata, Actinopteri, Atheriniformes, Atherinopsidae. The record is from the annotation of a GenBank genome assembly.